Molecule: messenger RNA, 2089 nt
Organism: Priapulus caudatus
Lineage: Eukaryota; Metazoa; Priapulida; Priapulimorpha; Priapulimorphida; Priapulidae
Product: transmembrane protein 214-like
Cellular component (GO): Golgi apparatus; endoplasmic reticulum
Source: RefSeq, a predicted model, not a curated record
GGCCUGUAGUGGCAGUAGUCAUCAUGGCGAACAAUAAUAAGUGGGAAACCGUAAGGAAACCAAACAAAAAGCAGCCGACGAAACGCAUGACAAAGGCCGAGAAGCAAGCGUAUACCGACAAUGCUCCGCGUAUUAUCGCAUCACCGCCUCUUAAGGAGUCGAAGACGUUGUACGACGCGUUCAUAGAGCAGGACAAGAAGGCUACAGAGCACCAUCAGUCAUCGCAGGAACACAAGAAUGGCAUCGCGGGCAAGCAACAAUCACCAUCACAGCAGAAGAAGAAGAAGCCCCACGUGCAGAAGGAUCACAAGGAAGGCGGUGGCCGCACUCUGGAGGAAGUUGCCAAAGAGCUCAGCUCCAAGAGCCUGGAGAAAUUUCUGAACAUGGACCAGACCAAGUUUCCAGACAACCCGACAAUAUGGUUGAAGGACCUGGCUUCGUAUCUCAACCUGGAGCUUCACGUUCCUGAGAAGGACCCACUAUUCACUGGUCAGCCUGUUGACUACCCGCUGUGUAAGCUGCCGAAGGUCGUUCAGAAGCUGAUGCUGACUACGAUGAGGAAGUCAGGAGCCAGCGUUCAACAACUGUUCCUCGAACACUGUGUGCGCUCUACGAUCACCGACUCCAGCAAAGGUUUGUCGACCUAUGGCUACCGUGUAUGCAUCCAGUCUCUACUUCACGCGAACCCCCAGAUUGUCACUGAUGACAUCAGCAAGUACAAUGACAUGCUGAAGUCGAAUCAGAGUCACCCGAUACGCUGUGCGCUGAUUUUGUGGGCGCUGUCGCAGGCAGGCGUUAAGAACCUUGGGACGGGUCUGAGAGUCUGGUUGGAUGUCAUGCUACCAUUGUUAGGCGUUCGGAGUAUGUCCGGUUAUGUCGUGAGCAACCUGGAAAGCUUAUUCAGUUGCCAUGACAACCUACAGUCAGCGUACGGUGUGGUGGGCAUGCGUGAGUUCUUUCAGAUCCUUGACAUUGUCUAUGCGUCGAACUCGAGCCUCUCGCAUGCCUUACAGAAGCGCAUGCUGAAACUCUACCCCAAGAUCAAGACGCUCGCGUUUGGAGAAUGCACGAAGCUGAGUGGCUUCUUCCCAUCACUCAUGUCGAGGCUCACCCCGACCUGCCCCACGCCACUGAAGGAGGAGCUGCUUGCUUGUCUUGCUACGUGCUUGACAAAAGACAACCAUUGCUAUAGCCCCUGGAGACAGAUGUAUGAGAAACACCUACGCCAGUCUAGCAUCCUCAUGGACCACCUGCUCGCCGUGUGGAGCAUGCUGAAGAUUGAUGUGAAGCAGCUGCGUGACACCGUGCGCAGCUUCAUGGUAACCAACGACGACCUGGCCACCGCCGCCGCGCAGCCAGGCGGCCGCCGACCAGAGGGUCAUGACGAGUGCGUGCGCACUUGCAAGGAGCUGAUGGCGAAGAUGUCCGGGUGGAAGUUCCCAAGUUCUUGCUGGCUGCUCGUCCUCGCUGCACUGGGCGGCGUUAUCGGUCCAGGACGAGGGCAGUGCUGCAUGAUACGGGGGUGCUAGCCGUCGCUGAACAUGUGUGGCAGCGGACUGAGGCAUACACGGAGAAGUCGUGGCGGUGGCUACAGCACAACAUCCCGUACUACUACUCGCGCGCGUGUGCGUUCAGCGCCCCCUACCUGACGCUGAUGUGUGAGAAACUACGAGAUGCGUUCGAUUACGUCGUUGAGCAGACGGAGGAGCCGCGACAGUGGCUCUACCUACAUCUAGCCGCCUUUGUAGAGCAGGUGAGACUAAAGCUUCCCGGACCUGGGAGCGCGUGCAGCUGUACACGUGGCAAUUGUGCUGAACUACUCUGGCACUACGGCUGCGCCUUCUGCAAAGAGGUGCGGGGAAGUCUUUCGAUAGAGAACAUACAGAAGACGCUGGUGCCAGGUCGGCUUGGCGACACAGCAGCUGUUGUUACGAUGCUACAGCUGGCUGAGCUGAUGGCGAAGAUGUCCGGGUGGAAGUUCCCCAAGUUCUUGCUGCUGCUCGUCCUCGCUGCACUGGGCGGCGUUAUCGUAUACGACGUGCACCAACACUCCGGCUUCAAAGGUGAGGGACAGCACCAUACUAGUUAG